Molecule: messenger RNA, 246 nt
Organism: Laetiporus sulphureus 93-53
Lineage: Eukaryota; Fungi; Basidiomycota; Agaricomycetes; Polyporales; Laetiporaceae
Exons: 2
Biological process (GO): glycoprotein catabolic process
Molecular function (GO): beta-mannosidase activity
Source: RefSeq, a predicted model, not a curated record
CUCCCCACGGUCGCACUCGCGAAUGUGUUCAGCCUGUCUGAUCUUCGGUGGACGUUGAGGAGCGGGAACGGAUCGAUAGUAAUUCCAGGCUCAGUGCCGUCUCAGGCUCAUCUUGACCUCCUUCAAGCUAGAGUCAUCACGGAACCGCUGCUGGAGAUUCAUGAGUAUAUGCAACGAUGGAUCGUCAAUGAUAGCUGGACAUAUACUGCAGAUCUGAAGACAUAUACCGAUACAGUUGACCCGUCC